AUGACAACAGAGACAGCAGGCUCAUCCGAGAGCGAUGCCAAGUACCGCUCAUCAUGGUCGUUGCCCGGAUCAGCGGAGCGUAAUUCGCAGCCGAUCGCCGAAGCUCUCUCCUCACUUGUCUCGGCUUGCUCGUCAGACUCGCUUGCACACCGACCCGUCAUUCUUGAAGUGGCGUCGGGCUUCGGUCACCAGAUUCACGCUCUCGCAUCCAAACACCCUCAUUGUCAUUUCUGUCCGAGCGAAGCAGAUUCCUAUCCUCGACAGCAGAUCGAUCUCCGCACUGCACAACUUGCCAAUGUCGACAAAGCAGAAUCGCUUGACGUGCUCAACCAGAAUGACUGGCUCACACUCGUGCACAACGUCUCCGGCAAACAAGAGUCGAUGCGCGCUCCAGAGCAGGACGGAUUGUUUGACGGCGUAAUCGCAUGUAACUUGUCGCACAUUGCACCCUGGAGCGUCACUGAAAGCCUGUUCAGCCACCUCGACCCCAGAGUCGGAUACGUUACACAGCAGGGCUACAGGAACCUUCUUAGGCGAGACCAUGGCUGGAUCGCCAUUUAUGGCGCCUUUAACGAGAACGGAGAGUACACGAGCCAAGCGAAUGCCAACUUUGACGCAGAGAUCCGUAGCAGGAAUCCAGAAUUUGGUUUGAGGGAUCUUCAGAACCAGCUUGUUCCGCUAGCAGCCAGGCACGGAUACGCGCUAUCACAAAGGAUCGAUAUGCCUGCCGGCAACUUAUUGCUCAUCUUCCACUUGCACCAGGAAUAG
Mycosarcoma maydis (corn smut) is the source of this 768-nucleotide messenger RNA. RefSeq lists its product as uncharacterized. The record is from RefSeq and is a predicted model, not a curated record. Bases 1 to 768 code for a protein of 255 amino acids. The transcript has a single exon. NCBI's taxonomy places the organism in Eukaryota, Fungi, Basidiomycota, Ustilaginomycetes, Ustilaginales.